CCAAAAGAUUACAUUCUGAUAAAUGACUUUGGAAAUAUUUACGUGAAUGAGUCAUGGACGUCCGCGUAUUUCUACUAUGACGUCUCUUAUGUAUUGCUUGUAAGCGCUGAGAACAAUGUAGAUAGAGAAGAAAGACGUCGGGCAAAUACAGCAACGGUUACCUUGUUUAUUUCUGGGACAUCUACGGUAGUACCAGUGACUACAGACCGACCUUUCACGUUCAUUGAGGACAACAGGAACAUUGCAUGGCUAACAGUGGUUCUUACAUUCGGCGUGUUGUUGCUAGUUAUUGUCUGUGGUUUUAUGAUGAUGUACAGUAUCCAAAUAAAAAGGUUUAGAUGGUGUAUACCCUGGUGCCGUAAACGUCUUCUAGGAUUGAAGAGUAUGACAAGAAGAGAAAAGAGAAGGUACUACCGUGGUCUACUGCUGCAGGAAGAGAUGGAUGAGAUGAAUGAAGACUCUGAUGAUGAUGAAGAUGUUACAACUGCUCUCCAACACAGGGAGGAUGAUGACGACGAGACAGCAGCGCCACCUAUGUUGUGGGCGAGACUCAAAGCUAAAGGGGAAUUUGUAGCACGUGGUCCUACAGUCAGGAAAGCUGGUGUCCCUCGAGCAGCUGUAUACGAUGAGCCCAAACCACAACUCAAGAAAGAAACGUCGAAGAAAUUGAUGAAAUCUGAUUCAGAUUUUUGGAACAGUUAAAGAGGUACAUUAUAGAGGAAUCAAGUAAACGCAGACAAAAUAAUAACAAUGAAUAUUGGGAAGAAACUGAAGGGUCGAUAUAUAAACAAAUUAAGUUUGUUUUGUUUACAUUAAUAGUUUUAGUUCUUAUGUUUUCUGCCUAUUAUAGCGUAUUUCAAUUGUGUUAGUAUAGUAUGUCUUUUAAUUGAGUUGACAUAAACCACAAAAAGAAUGCCAGUUAAAAAAAUUAUGGCAUAGUGAAAUGAUUAAAAGGUUGUUGUUUGAUUUUUUGUUUUAAUUAUUUGGUCAACUUCAAGCUUUAUUAACACUUAUUUUAGAUACGUCAAUUAUAUUUUAGAGUGAAAAAAAAAUCACAAGAUAACGUUGCCUAAAUACAUAUACAUAUAUAUACACACAUUGUUAAAUGAAUUUCUUUGAGUCUGUAAUACUUGUAUUAGCCGUAAACUUUUAUAAGGUAAAAAAUUCAGUCAUAAACAUUCGAUAGGUAAUAAAACAUUGUAUGUGAAAUUGAACGCAACAUUAUCUCGUGUAUAUUUUCAAUCUGAAAUAUUAUUGACGUAGCCAAAAAUGUAUGCAAUGCCAUGCGAACAGUUUUAAAAAAUGAUUUGAGAAAAAAAAAAUCAAAGCACAGAAGGCGCUGAAUUUGUUUGGGUCUCAGAAUGUCAGAAAGGUGAAGGUUGUGAGAUUAUAAAACAAUUUGUUUUUGUAUAGUGCCACCAAUGCUUUCCAGCGUUUUAAUUGUAGUAGAUUGGCUAUAAGACUAAUUGCAACACUGAUAUUCAAUCCAAUGUUUAUUUGACUUAAGCAAUUUGAAAAAAAUGAGUUGCCUUAACUGGGAUUUGAACUCUAGACCUCUCGCUUCCUAAGCGGGCGCGCAAACCCCUCGGCCACUGUGAAUUUAUAUGUUAACUGCCUGAAGAAAAGCAUAUUAUUCUAUAUUAGGGUUUGUAACGACGCUAACUGUUGUUUAACACUUGUGUAAAUAAUCAUGGCGCUUACUAUAAGCAUGUAUAUCUAUAAAGAAUAAAACAAUAUUAGAAAUCUUC
This is a messenger RNA of Ruditapes philippinarum (Manila clam), 1748 nucleotides long. RefSeq lists its product as uncharacterized. The record is from RefSeq and is a predicted model, not a curated record. The coding region runs from base 304 to 702 and encodes 132 amino acids. The transcript is spliced from 5 exons. Lineage: Eukaryota; Metazoa; Mollusca; Bivalvia; Venerida; Veneridae.